Messenger RNA from Stomoxys calcitrans (stable fly), 527 nucleotides. RefSeq lists its product as uncharacterized. Gene Ontology annotation, cellular component: extracellular region. Gene Ontology annotation, molecular function: chitin binding. The transcript is spliced from 2 exons. Bases 66 to 527 code for a protein of 153 amino acids. The record is from RefSeq and is a predicted model, not a curated record. NCBI's taxonomy places the organism in Eukaryota, Metazoa, Arthropoda, Insecta, Diptera, Muscidae.
CACCAGUUAAAUCAGUUUCAUUACUGUAGCCACAGAAAGAGCACCUUCAGAUAUAACUCUCAAAGAUGGUUAAUCGGAACCUGAAACAUACUUAUUUGAUCAUCUUACUCAGCAUACUGCAGCAGUGUCAGCAAAUGAGAUGCAUUUCCAUUAUCAAUCAGCAGGCCACAGAAUCAUCAAUCGCACAGAUUCGCUGCGAUCGCAAUACAACUUGUCCCACAACGAUUCGAACAACCACCCCAUUGCCUUCAGUCAUACCACAAACUCCUAUUUGUAGACAAUCGGCCAGUGUCUCUGUGUUGACGCAACUUAUUGCGACUUCGUGUCAUGACUGCUCCAAUCCCAGCUGUUUAUCUUCCCCUGAAGGUGCAUCAUUUCCUUAUCCCAAUCAUUGUCAAUAUUUUUGGAAAUGUCAAUAUGGCAUGCCAACGAUUUGCUAUUGUCCAAAUGGUAUGUGGUUUGACCGUCAGCGUUCGAUGUGUGACUAUUGUCCCAAUGUUACGAAUUGUCCGGCGAAUGUAAACUGA